Messenger RNA from Aspergillus wentii DTO 134E9, 514 nucleotides. RefSeq names its product NADH dehydrogenase [ubiquinone] 1 alpha subcomplex subunit 1. The coding region runs from base 173 to 433 and encodes 86 amino acids. Lineage: Eukaryota; Fungi; Ascomycota; Eurotiomycetes; Eurotiales; Aspergillaceae. The record is from RefSeq and is a predicted model, not a curated record. The transcript has 5 exons.
CCGCCUAAACCGCUUUGGGCGGUUCUCACGACUUCACUUGCGGAUUCCAACGGGGCACAAGAAACGACUCCAUCUUUCUCCUCCUCCAGCCGUCGCCAAUUGACUCCUUCGGUUCUUGUUGAAUCCGGCCUCGAUUUGCCCUUGAUUUGUCUCUUCGACUCAAUCGCACAACAUGGGUGUUCCUUUCGAAGCUUUGAUUCCCUAUGGAAUCAUCGUCGGGAUGUUCGGUGUUACCGGCGUUGGUCUCACUGCGGUCAAGUACCUGUCGAACGACGGUAAGAAGGCUCGGUGGAACAGAGAUUUGUGGGAUAGAAACAUGAUGGAGAGAGACCAGAGGAUCACAGGGGCAUUUAGGGCUCAGUCAGGAAACGCAGAGGCCCCCAAGGGAUUCGAAGUCAGCAACCCAUGGAAGCUUGAAAAACGGAUCUUUUAAAUUAAAUCGACGUGUUACUAUGUUUUCUCCCGCUGUUCACUUGCAUUUCUAAGAUAAAUAUCCACGCCAUUGGCUCUUUCU